UUUCAGGGAGCACAUUUUAAGUGCAAUUUGAAGUGAUUCAAAUGUCGGGUCGAGGCAAAGGAGGUAAAGCUAAAUCAUCAGCCAAAGCCAAGACACGCUCCAGCAGGGCUGGCCUACAAUUUCCCGUCGGUCGAAUACAUCGGCUGCUUCGCAAGGGAAACUAUGCCGAACGUGUUGGCGCAGGUGCACCAGUGUAUCUAGCAGCUGUACUGGAGUACCUAGCCGCAGAAGUGCUUGAGUUAGCCGGUAAUGCUGCACGUGAUAAUAAGAAGAGUCGUAUUAAUCCACGUCAUCUACAGUUAGCCGUUCGUAAUGACGAAGAACUGAACAAACUUCUUUCUGGAGUCACCAUUGCCCAAGGAGGUGUGCUACCGAAUAUUCACGCUGUCCUACUGCCGAAGAAGAUUGCGGGUGAUAAAGAGUGAAAUAUGAGUUCGGUGGGAAAAUGAUGAGUUUAUUGAUUUCCUUUUUUCUAACAAUGUUUUAUGAAGAAGUUUUCUUAAUUACCCUGUGCGAUCUGUGUUACAAAAGUUGCCAAGUCAAUAACUCCAUAACAUUUGUUGAUUUCUCCUAUUCAGCUAACAUUAAAUUACGAAAUUCAUGUCUGUUCAGAAUAUAUGUACAUUAAUCAGUGGUUCUUCUG
Messenger RNA from Loa loa (African eye worm), 643 nucleotides. RefSeq lists its product as hypothetical. The transcript is spliced from 3 exons. Gene Ontology annotation, molecular function: structural constituent of chromatin; DNA binding; protein heterodimerization activity. The coding region runs from base 42 to 425 and encodes 127 amino acids. The record is from RefSeq and is a predicted model, not a curated record. Gene Ontology annotation, cellular component: nucleosome. NCBI's taxonomy places the organism in Eukaryota, Metazoa, Nematoda, Chromadorea, Rhabditida, Onchocercidae.